CCACCCGCUCCUCGCCCCGUUUCUCUCGUGAUUUCGUGAGCCCGAUCCCAAUCCUCUCCGCUCCCUUCUGCUCGCCCGCAUGAUGGCGGCGGCAGCGCUGUACAGGGACGCGUCGGCGCCGGUGGAGGAGCGGGUGCGGGACCUGCUGGGCCGCAUGACGCUGAGGGAGAAGGCGGCUCAGAUGGCCCAGAUCGAGCGCACCGUCGCGUCGCCCCGCGCCCUCGCGGAGCUCGGCGCCGGAUCCGUCCUCAACGCCGGCGGCAGCACGCCGCGCGACCGCGCAUCCCCCGCUGAGUGGGCCCGCAUGGUCGACGACAUGCAGCGCCACGCCUUGUCCUCCCGCCUCGGCGUCCCCAUCAUCUACGGCACCGACGCCGUCCACGGCCACAACAACGUCUACGGCGCCACCAUUUUCCCUCACAACGUUGGCCUCGGCGCCUCCAGGGACGCGGGGCUCGUGCGUAAGAUCGGCGAGGUGACGGCGCUAGAGGUCCGCGCCACCGGAAUCCACUGGACCUUCGCGCCCUGCGUCGCCGUCUGUCGGGAUCCGAGGUGGGGGAGAUGCUACGAGAGCUACAGCGAGGACCCAGAGAUCGUUCGCUCGCUGACCACCUCCGUCACCGGCCUGCAGGGGCAGCCUCCGGCAGACCACCCUUACGGUUACCCGUUCCUCGCGUCUGUUAGGGAGAAUGUUCUCGCAUGUGCCAAGCAUUUCGUAGGGGAUGGUGGCACGGACAAGGGUAUCAAUGAGGGGAAUGCCAUUUGCUCGUACGAAGAUUUAGAAGGGGUCCAUAUGGCACCUUACCCUGAUUGUAUUGCUCAAGGGGUUGCAACGAUAAUGGUAUCCUACUCUAAAUGGAAUGGGGAGCCAUUGCAUUCAAGCCGCUAUUUGCUGACGGAUGUUCUGAAGAACCAGUUAGGCUUCAAGGGUUUUGUGAUUUCAGAUUGGGAGGGCAUUGACAGGCUCUGUGAGCCUCGAGAACCUCGAGGGUCCGAUUAUCGCUAUUGCAUUGCACAAUCAGUUAAUGCGGGAAUGGACAUGAUUAUGAUACCUCACAGAUUUGAGAAGUUUUUGGAGGAUAUUGUGUUCUUGGUGGAGACAGGGGAGAUACCGAUGUCUCGGAUUGAUGACGCUGUCAAGCGGAUUUUGAGGGUCAAGUUCAUUUCUGGAGUGUUUGAGCAUCCAUUUUCAGACCCAUCUCUGCUGGACAUAGUUGGUUGUAAGGAACAUUGGCUGCUGGCACGUGAGGCUGUUCGAAAGUCUUUGGUACUUCUAAAAAAUAGCAAGAAUCAGACAGAACCGCUCCUUCCAUUGGCCAAAAAUGUAAAAAGAAUACUGGUUGCAGGAACACAUGCUGAUGAUAUUGGAUAUCAGUGUGGUGGGUGGACGAUAGCAUGGCAUGGGAACAGUGGGAAAAUAACUCUUGGUACAAGCAUAUUGGAGGCCAUACAAGAAUCAGUGGGAGCGCAAACUGAAGUUGUGUUUGAGGAAUGCCCAACAGAAGCUAUGAUUGAAACUGGGGAGUUUUCCUAUGCAGUUGUUGUGGUUGGAGAGGUUCCAUAUGCUGAAUGCACGGGAGAUAGAACUGACCUUAGUAUUCCAUUUAAUGGCUCUGACGUUAUCACCCGUCUUGCAAGUAAAAUUCCUACCGUAGUGAUUGUUAUAUCUGGAAGACCCUUGGUUAUUGAGUCACAAGUUCUAUCGAAGAUAGAUGCUCUAGUUGCUGCCUGGCUACCUGGAAGUGAGGGCAUGGGAAUUACUGAUUGCCUCUUUGGAGAUCAUGAUUUUGUUGGCACAUUGCCUGUGACAUGGUAUAGGUCUGUGGAUCAAUUGCCUAUAAAUGCUGGAGAUGCUAACUAUGACCCGUUAUUCCCUGUUGGAUAUGGAUUGAAAAUGUUUCAAAGUGAUGGCGGUUCAACAUAACCUUAUCAUUGAUUUGGUUAUACAUUUGAAUCUCUGUGAUAAAUGUUAAAUGUUUUGUACCCAGUUACUAUUGGAAAAUUGAAAGACAAUGUAUUGGGGCAUUGUAAUGUGUUAAAAACUUUAUAUUGUUCCCCAUAUUUUAUUUA
Phragmites australis (common reed) is the source of this 2070-nucleotide messenger RNA. RefSeq lists its product as uncharacterized. Gene Ontology annotation, biological process: glucan catabolic process. The coding region runs from base 80 to 1924 and encodes 614 amino acids. The record is from RefSeq and is a predicted model, not a curated record. Gene Ontology annotation, molecular function: beta-glucosidase activity. NCBI's taxonomy places the organism in Eukaryota, Viridiplantae, Streptophyta, Magnoliopsida, Poales, Poaceae. The transcript has 8 exons.